Messenger RNA from Meira miltonrushii, 1686 nucleotides. RefSeq names its product FAD/NAD(P)-binding domain-containing protein. The record is from RefSeq and is a predicted model, not a curated record. Gene Ontology annotation, cellular component: cytoplasm. The coding region runs from base 1 to 1686 and encodes 561 amino acids. Gene Ontology annotation, molecular function: flavin adenine dinucleotide binding; oxidoreductase activity, acting on NAD(P)H; 2 iron, 2 sulfur cluster binding. The transcript has a single exon. NCBI's taxonomy places the organism in Eukaryota, Fungi, Basidiomycota, Exobasidiomycetes, Exobasidiales, Brachybasidiaceae.
AUGGCCGUUCAACGUGUAAAAGUGGCCAGUGCAAACGAAGCUCCUAAAAAAGGAAGCUUGAAAGAUUUCGUUUUUGCUGGAGAAGGUGAUGAUGCAGUCAAAGUACUGCUAACAAACGUAAAUGGUACCCUCCAUGCAACUUCUGCAAAAUGCACGCAUUACGGUGCUCCUUUGGCAAACGGUGUUUUGACCUCACAAGGAAAAAUUAUUUGUCCUUGGCACGGUGCAUGCUUUGAUGCAAAAACUGGUGAUAUCGAAGAAUCUCCUGCUUUGGAUAACCUUUUAAGCUUCAAAGUUGAACAAGAUGGAAAUGGUGACGUUUACGUUGAAGCAGAUCCAGAGCAAUUAAAGGGCAAACCCGGUGUACCACCUUCCUGCUCAAAAUCCGUCAAUGCUUCAGGACCUGGCGUCGUGAUCGUUGGUGGUGGUUCAGCAGCAAUCAAUGUUGCAGAAAGUGCACGUAAAUCAGGCUUCACUGGAAAGAUUACAAUCUACACUGCCGAAAAGCAUGCUCCUAUCGAUCGUACAAAGUUGAGCAAAGCUUUGAUCGGAUCGCCUGAACCGGUCACAUGGCGUUCAGCAUCUCAUUUGAAGAAUGUGUUGAAUGUUGACUUGAAAGAAGGUGUAAAGGCUACUUCGAUUGACGUUCAAGGUAAAAAGGUCACUUUCAACGGCAAUGAUUCAGUUCCAUUUGAAAGUCUUGUUUUGGCUUCAGGUGGUGUUGCAAAGAGAUUGCCCUUGCCCGGUGCAAAGGAGGGUGAAUUGGAACACGUUUACACUUUACGUGGUGUUGGAGAUGUAAGUACACUCUUAAGUGCUGUAGGUGAUAAGAAGGACAAGGAGGUCGUCGUCGUUGGAACAAGUUUCAUCGGAAUGGAAACAGCAAUCGCUCUUCAAGGUCAAGAAAAAGUAAAGAGCGUAACAGUAGUGGGAAUGGAACAAGUACCUUUCGAGAAGAUUUUAGGCAAAGAAGUAGGUGAAGGAUUAAUGAAAGUUGCACAAAAGAAAGGAAUCAAGUUCUACAAUAGUGCAGGCGUCGAAAAGAUUGACGGAAAGGACGGUAAAGCCUCAGCUGUUGUGAUCAAGGAUGAGUCAGGAAAGCAAGUCUCUCUUUCAGCAGAUGUUGUGAUUCUCGGUGUUGGUGCUGCACCUGCAACCGAAUACAUCAAAUCAUCUUCUGGAUUCCCUGAAUUACUCAAAGAUGGUUCAAUUGCAGUAGAGAAAGAUCUGCGUGUGAAGGGAGUACCAAAAGAUGCAAACAUCUUUGCUUGUGGAGAUAUUGCUACAAUUCCAGCCCGUGAUGAACAAAAUGCAACUGUGCGAAUCGAACAUUGGAACGUAGCCGGAAAUCAAGGUCGUACGGUCGGAAGAAUUCUGGCAGGCGAUCAAAACAAUUAUGAUUCUAUGCCGAUCUUCUGGAGCGCUUUGGGUAGUCAAUUGCGCUUUGUUUCAGACGGAAACCCACCCGGAUAUGAUGAUAUCUAUAUCAACGGUAAUCCCGAAGAAUUGAAAUUCUCUGCCUUUUAUGGAAAGAAAGGCAAGGUUACCGCCGUUUGCACGAUGGGUGUUGAUCCAUUGAUGGUUCACUCUGCUGAAUUGAUGAGAACCGGAAAGAUGCCUUCGUUCAGUGAAAUCAAAGGUGGUAAAGACCCACUCAGCAUUCCCCUUGCAACUUCUAGUUUGUAA